AUGUUUUGGAGUUUUGGAUAUGCUCUUACACUAAUCUGUGCUACAUGCAGCUUUAGUGCUCCUAGCAACCAGCAUCUUGGUGAGAAUGGAAAAUAUGAUUUGUCCUAUGUGUGGUUCAUCCUUAAAGCUGAAACAGAUUAAUUUCACAAUUGCUAUCUACAUAUGCAUUGAUCUUAAAUGCCCUUAUCCAGUAAAUGAGCAAUGUUUAGAAGUCUAUAGGAAAUUGGGGAAUAUGAACUCAGAUAUGAUUAUCCCUGAGCUCCAUACAGCAAACAAUAAUAAUUCUAUUGAAAGCUCCAACAAAAACAACAAACAGGUAUCACCUCCCAUUGCAGAAGAAAAUAAGGAUUUUGAUUUGGAUUCAUUAGUUGAAAACACUCUAACAAACUUGAAUAAUUAUAUAAACCAGAAUGAAACACCAUCAACACAUACUGCUGGGCAAGAAAUAGGCAUGUUUAAGGAUGAAAGGAAUGAACAGUUUCAGACAGUUCAUAUAAAUAAUGAAGAACAUUUGGAUGAACUUGAAAGCAUAUUCAGUGAACUGAGAUAG
Messenger RNA from Phaedon cochleariae (mustard beetle), 550 nucleotides. The record is from the annotation of a GenBank genome assembly. NCBI's taxonomy places the organism in Eukaryota, Metazoa, Arthropoda, Insecta, Coleoptera, Chrysomelidae.